Molecule: messenger RNA, 1220 nt
Organism: Lindgomyces ingoldianus
Lineage: Eukaryota; Fungi; Ascomycota; Dothideomycetes; Pleosporales; Lindgomycetaceae
Product: FtsJ-domain-containing protein
Exons: 6
Coding region: 93-1184 (363 amino acids)
Biological process (GO): RNA methylation
Cellular component (GO): mitochondrion
Molecular function (GO): rRNA (uridine-2'-O-ribose)-methyltransferase activity
Source: RefSeq, a predicted model, not a curated record
GUUGGCGCCGUCGAUCCACCGCCACAGCUCUUCAACCCCCCAAAAGUUCUAGCUAUGAUGUGCUUUGAUGUCGAGCUCCUCACAUCCGCUUCAUGCUGUCACGUCGCGUCUUCCGGCGAUUGACGGAUAGUCUACUCCUAGGCUCUUUCUCUAAACCUGCAGCUGGUUUCUCUAUUGUUUCGAAGUACUCUUCGUGCCGUUCACAUUCUCGACCGACUGCUUCUCCAAUAAGACAUGCUUCUUCUUCAUCUUCUACAAGGUGGAAGUCUCGCCAAGGGAAGGACUUCUUUGCUAAGGAAGCGAGAGUGCAAGGUCUGAAGAGCCGAGCUGCAUUCAAGCUUCUUGAGAUGAAUGAAAAGUACAAGCUCUUCAAGCCCGGUCAGACAGUUGUGGAUCUGGGUUUCGCUCCCGGAUCCUGGUCGCAGGUUGCGGUUAAUCGCACAGUCCCUGACGGUCGCGUCGUUGGCAUUGAUAUAAUCCCCACACAACCACCCAAAGGCGUAUCCACGAUACAGGGCAAUUUCCUGUCCCCAGCGAUACAAGCGGAGGUCAGAGCAUAUGUACAAGAUCCAAAUCUUGGACGUCCUCAUAGACAGACUGCAUUGCCGAUCCAGGAAGAGGAUGGGUCCAAGGGACUCACCGAGGCAGAAUCAGAAGAGAUAGAGCGAGGCUAUAUUGACAUUGGGCGACGGGAACACUUGGAAGGAGUAGAGACGGAGUCAAUUGGUCAGCUUGAUGCGGAACGAGACCACCCAGACGGGCGGGAUGGCAAGUUGUCUCGGAAGGAAAGGGAUCGGCGCGAUGGAAGGGUCGUUGAUGUAGUGCUGAGUGACAUGUCCGAACCCUGGGACCAGACAACUGGAUUUCAUAAAAGGAGUCUUAGUGACCCAUAUUUCAGGAUGAUGAAUACAAGCGGGAUCGCGUUUAAGGACCAUGCUGGCAGCAUGGACCUCUGCAUGGCCGCCCUAGAGUUCUCCUUUGACACCCUGCGCGUCGGUGGCCACUUUCUGUGUAAAUUUUACCAAGGAUCGGAAGACAAAGCGCUGGAGACGAAACUCAAGAGACUAUUCUCGAAAGUGCAUCGGGAAAAGCCAGACUCAUCUAGAAGUGAGUCUAAAGAGGCCUACUUUGUAGCCCUGCGCCGGAAGGAGAAUCAAACCCGAGAGGAAGUGUUUCGGGAGUGACUUGCGUAUAUUCUACUCCUUGUACAUCAUUAAUGC